CCCACUUCCCAUUUCAGCCCGUUCCUCGCACCCUCCCGCCCACCAGUCCUCGGCGCAGUGCCUGCAUGACUUCCAACGAAAACUACACCCGCCACUCGCGCGUCGCCAGCGCUCAGUGGAGUUCGUGUCGCGAAAACAAGGCGAAGCUGGAGCCCAUCACCGACUGAACAUUUCGAACUAGCGGGAAGCUGGAUGAGCCCUGUGCGUCUCGCCGGGAUCCCCAUCCUGAUAUCAACACUUCGGGAGCCCGUCGGGUUUUUUUCUUCCUGCUGGCUUUGAAGCUGAGAUCAGAGGUCUCAUCGUCAUGGGAGCAACCGUCAACGUCCCCGAUGCACACAACCAGUCAUCGGUGUUCACGUCGAUCUUCAACUCCAGCUGCCGCUUCGACGAGGAGUUCAAAUACAUCCUGCUGCCCGUGUCCUACAGUCUGGUGUUUGUGGUCGGCUUCGUACUCAACGCCACGGCUUUAUGGCUGUUCCUCAAGAUGCGUCCGUGGAACCCCAGCACGGUGUUCAUGUUCCACCUCGCCCUGUCCGACUUCCUGUACGUAUGCUCCCUGCCCACCCUUAUCUACUACUAUGCCAACCGCAGCCACUGGCCCUUCGGCCUCGCCGCUUGCAAAAUCGUGCGCUUCCUCUUCUACGCCAACCUCUACUGCAGCAUCCUCUUCCUCACGUCCAUAAGCGUGCAUCGCUAUCUCGGCAUCUGCCACCCCAUCAAGGCUAUCACCAGGGUGAAGCCUUAUCACGCCCACCUCAUCUGCGGCCUGGUGUGGGGCGUGGUGACUGUGUGCCUGGUGCCCAACCUCAUCUUCGUCACCACCUCCAGGAGAGACAAUGACACGCUGUGCCACGACACCACCAAUCAGGCGUCCUUCAGGGAGUAUGUAGACUACAGCUCUGUUGUCAUGGUGCUGCUCUUCGGCAUCCCGUUCCUGGUCAUCGUGGUGUGCUACUGCCUGAUGGCGCGGACUCUUUGCCAGCCCAGACAGGGAAUAUCGGCCACUCAGGCGGCUAACGCCUCGCGGCGCAAGUCCAUCAAGCUCAUCAUCGUGGUGUUGGUGGUGUUCGCGGUGAGCUUCGUCCCUUUUCACAUCACGCGGACCCUCUACUACACGUCCCGCGUGCUGGAGCUUGACUGUGAAUUCCUCAACAUUGUGAACUUCGCUUAUAAGAUCACCAGGCCUCUGGCCAGCGUCAACAGUUGCAUCGACCCCAUUCUGUAUUUCCUGGCCGGGGAUCACCUCCGCUCCAAACUGAUGUCUGUUUUGACGGGAAAAAGAUUGGUCACACUCAGCCAAAACCACGAACAGGCACCGUCGCAGCAGAACAGCACCCCUCUGACUCAUACGAAAUCAGGCCACAUAGCCGCUACAGACAGGUGCUGACAUUUCUAAUGGAUUGAUCAGACACAAGUUUACAUGAACCUGUGUUCCACAGACAUAAAGACUAUGUUUCGAUUCUGUUUGCCUUCUUCAGAUUACAACUGGAGAUGACAUUUCUCGUCCUUUUAUUUGUGUGAAAUGUUGCUAGGAUCUAAACGUGUAAACAGACAGUAUUUUCUUUGCUGAACACAUAUUCUUUUUGAUAAAAAAUGCAGAAUAAAGUUAGACACUUGAGUAAGUGGCUUUGA
This is a messenger RNA of Mugil cephalus (flathead mullet), 1632 nucleotides long. It is a transcript of the gene p2ry4, whose product is annotated as pyrimidinergic receptor P2Y4. Bases 305 to 1387 code for a protein of 360 amino acids. Gene Ontology annotation, molecular function: G protein-coupled UTP receptor activity; G protein-coupled purinergic nucleotide receptor activity. The record is from RefSeq and is a predicted model, not a curated record. Gene Ontology annotation, cellular component: plasma membrane. NCBI's taxonomy places the organism in Eukaryota, Metazoa, Chordata, Actinopteri, Mugiliformes, Mugilidae. Gene Ontology annotation, biological process: transepithelial chloride transport; G protein-coupled receptor signaling pathway. The transcript is spliced from 2 exons.